Molecule: messenger RNA, 2454 nt
Organism: Penaeus monodon (black tiger shrimp)
Lineage: Eukaryota; Metazoa; Arthropoda; Malacostraca; Decapoda; Penaeidae
Product: protein transport protein Sec61 subunit alpha-like 1
Exons: 10
Coding region: 16-1590 (524 amino acids)
Biological process (GO): SRP-dependent cotranslational protein targeting to membrane, translocation; post-translational protein targeting to membrane, translocation
Cellular component (GO): membrane; Sec61 translocon complex
Molecular function (GO): ribosome binding; transmembrane protein transporter activity; signal sequence receptor activity
Source: RefSeq, a predicted model, not a curated record
UGUUUUUCAGUAAGGAUGCACUUGCCAGAGGCAAAGUUCCUGACUCCAUGUCACAAAAUAUGGGAGGUUGGUGGAGCCCCCCCCCCCCCAGCAAACGUUGCCUUCACCUCAGUAUGCAUACAGGAUGGAGGUGAGGCUUGGAAGCACCAAGUGGAAUUAAGAUUCAAAUUUCUAGAGGUGAUAAAACCGUUCUGUGCGGUUUUACCCGAAAUCCAGAAGCCAGAGCGCAGGAUCCAAUUCAGAGAGAAGGUGCUGUGGACGGCCAUCACACUCUUUAUUUUCCUCGUCUGUUGCCAGAUUCCCCUCUUCGGCAUCAUGAGCUCAGAUUCUGCGGACCCCUUUUACUGGAUCCGUGUGAUCCUGGCCAGCAACCGAGGCACGCUCAUGGAGCUGGGUAUUUCUCCCAUUGUCACGUCCAGUCUCAUCAUGCAGCUCCUAGCGGGAGCCAAAAUCAUUGAGGUUGGAGAUACCCCAAAAGACAGAGCUCUGUUCAAUGGGGCACAGAAGCUGUUUGGCAUGAUGAUCACUGUAGGCCAGGCCAUCCUCUAUGUGAUGACAGGCAUGUAUGGAGACCCCUCAGAUCUGGGUGCGGGUGUUUGCCUCCUCAUCAUCAUCCAACUGUUUGUUGCUGGCCUCAUUGUGCUGCUCCUGGAUGAACUCCUGCAGAAGGGCUAUGGCCUUGGCUCUGGCAUUUCCCUCUUCAUUGCCACCAACAUCUGUGAGACCAUUGUGUGGAAGGCCUUUUCACCUGCCACUGUCAACACAGGUCGUGGCACAGAGUUUGAGGGUGCAGUCAUUGCUCUUUUCCACCUUCUCGCUACAAGACAGGACAAGGUCCGAGCUCUCCGUGAGGCUUUCUACCGCCAGAACCUCCCUAACCUCACCAACCUCUUGGCAACAGUUCUCAUCUUUGCAAUUGUGAUAUACUUCCAGGGCUUCCGUGUGGACCUACCCAUCAAGUCUGCUCGCUACCGUGGACAGUAUUCUUCUUACCCCAUCAAGCUGUUCUACACCUCCAACAUCCCCAUUAUCCUGCAGUCUGCGCUCGUCUCCAACCUUUACAUCAUUGCACAGAUGUUGGCUGUGAAAUUCCCAGGCAACUUCUUUGUGGGCCUGCUGGGAGUGUGGGCAGACACAGGCUCUGGAGGCCCAGGGCGGGCCUCCUACCCCAUUGGCGGCCUCUGCUAUUACAUGUCUCCCCCGGAGUCCUUUGGUCACAUUGUGGAGGACCCCUUCCAUGCGGUUGUGUACAUCACCUUCAUGCUGGGCUCAUGCGCUUUCUUCUCCAAGACCUGGAUUGAAGUGUCAGGAUCUUCUGCCAAGGAUGUGGCCAAGCAGCUGAAGGAGCAGCAGAUGGUGAUGCGUGGACACAGGGAGAAGUCCAUGAUCCAUGAGCUGAAUCGCUACAUUCCCACAGCAGCAGCCUUUGGUGGCCUCUGCAUCGGCGCGCUCUCCGUCCUGGCAGACUUCCUUGGUGCCAUUGGCUCAGGCACAGGUAUCUUGCUUGCUGUCACCAUCAUUUACCAGUACUUUGAGAUCUUCGUCAAAGAACAGAGUGAGAUGGGCAGUAUGAGUACUCUUCUCUUCUAGAUUGUGUCCCAGUGAAUUGGUGUCAGUCUCAAAGAGAGAGAGUGAUAAAUAUGUAUAUGUUCUUGUGCUAAACAAAAAAUUCGGAAGAUGGUGCAAGCAACUUUGGGGUGAACUUUACUCAUGAUUGAAUUGAUUUUUUAUAGUGAUCUACUUGCAAGAUUAACUUGCACAUCUUUGAGGUGUGCAAUAGUAUUUAUACUCUCACACUGGAUUUAGGUCAGUGCAGUGUGAAACACGAAGGCCGACUGCUGGAUUCCUUUUUUUCCCCAUCUUGAUGUCUGUGGUGCUGGGGUGACAUAUAAAUAUGGUCUUUUGAACUGUUGGAAGUUAACAUUGAAAUCAACUAUUGUGGCUUAAAAGAGUGGGAAUACAAAGGCAAAGGAACAAUCAUAUACAUGAUUGGUAGUUUGACAAGAAAUCCGGUUGUUUGAAAAGCCAGAUUAGUGAUGGUCAUAAUUGUGCUUUGGGAUUCCUCGGCAUUCAGAGAUGGGCUUAAUUUUAGCAGGAAAUACAGAUUUAGGAUUUCUAAAUCUUGCCAAAGACAGGACUUUAAUAGUUAUGCGAGGUCUCCCACUCUGCUUGAAUGGAAAGCAUUCCAAAAAUGGAAAUGAAUUAUGUUAGUUUUUUGUUAUAAAGUUUAUAUUGUAAAGAAUAAUCUUUAUUUUUUUAUUGCCAGCUUGCCAACCAAGAGACCAAAAGAAACCAAUUACACUAGUCCUUUUUGGUCUUGAAAGCCUUGCUAAGCUGUUAAAGGUCUCAUGCCGUGGACAAUGUGGCAUCAGUUGUGUGAGAGAUUGUCAGUGUUUGUACUUUUUACAAGUAGAUGUAAGGAUGUAAUAUUAAAAAAUAUAUAUAUAUUACAAA